Phascolarctos cinereus (koala) is the source of this 8074-nucleotide messenger RNA. The record is from RefSeq and is a predicted model, not a curated record. NCBI's taxonomy places the organism in Eukaryota, Metazoa, Chordata, Mammalia, Diprotodontia, Phascolarctidae.
UGCGUGCUCCUUCGCCUCGCGCCCCGCCCCCUCCCCGGGCUCCUCGCGGCGGCGAUCCUGAUCCUCCUCCUCCUCCUCCUCCACCUCCUCCUCCUCCUGCUGCCGGUUGCACACGGCCUCGGUAGCGGCGGCGGGAGCGGGAGCUGCACGCAAGUCUGCCUGCCUGCGGCGUCGUCGUCCCCAGACCGGCUUCCCCAGCGGCGGCGCGAGGCCGGCGGGCUCAAGGAUCCCCCGCGCCGCGUCGGGGGAGGAGGAGAAGGAGGAGGAAGAGGAGGGAGGCGGCGGUCGCCGCCGGGGGGACCGGCGCCCCCCUGUCCGCUUCUCCGCCCUCCCCCUUCCCUAGUCUCUCUCUCUUUCUCUCUCUCUCCCUCUCCCUCUCACACACACACACACACACGCACGCACAUUCACCCAGACACACACGCACUCAUACUCACACUCGCACUCGCACUCGCACUCGCACUCCGGCCGGCGGGCGCUUCGGCUUUGUGUACCGAAAGAGGAUGGUGUAGCUUCCCCGGCAGCGCCAGAGCCCCGCCGAUCCCGGACGCUGCCGGUCUCUUGUCUCCGGAGCCCGGCUCCCGCCCCACCCCGCUCCGCUCCGUCCUCGCCCUCCCUCCUCCUCCGGCCGGGGAAGCCUCCGCACCGCCCGGCACCAUGAGUGAACAGAGUAUCUGCCAAGCAAGAGCUGCAGUGAUGGUUUAUGAUGAUGCCAAUAAGAAAUGGGUGCCGGCUGGUGGCUCAACUGGGUUUAGCCGAGUUCAUAUAUAUCACCAUACGGGUAAUAACACUUUUCGAGUUGUGGGAAGGAAGAUUCAGGACCAUCAGGUCGUGAUAAAUUGUGCCAUUCCUAAAGGAUUGAAGUACAAUCAAGCUACACAGACCUUCCACCAAUGGCGAGAUGCUAGACAGGUGUAUGGUCUCAACUUUGGCAGUAAAGAAGAUGCCAACGUCUUUGCAAGUGCCAUGAUGCAUGCCUUAGAAGUGUUAAAUUCACAGGAAGCAGCCCAGAGCAAGGUUACUGCUACCCAGGACAGCACUAAUUUGCGAUGUAUUUUCUGUGUGUUCUAUUUAGGUCCUACAUUACCUAGACAAAAUUCACAGCUGCCUUCCCAGGUGCAGAAUGGUCCAUCACAAGAAGAAUUGGAAAUUCAAAGAAGGCAACUACAAGAACAGCAGCGUCAGAAGGAGAUGGAACGGGAGAGGCUGGAGCGUGAAAGAAUUGAGCGAGAGAGGUUGGAAAGAGAGAGGUUAGAAAGGGAAAGACUUGAAAGGGAGAGAAUGGAGCAAGAACAGCUCGAAAGAGAGCGGCAAGAACGCCUAGAACGAGAAAGGCAAGAUCGAGAGAGGCUUGAACGGGAGAGACAAGAAAGAGAGCGGCAAGAACAGUUAGAAAGGGAACAGUUGGAAUGGGAAAGAGAGAGAAGAAUAUCAAAUGCUGCUCCAUCUUUCGACAACUCCCUGUAUAGUGCUCCACUUCCUGAAUAUUCCAGUUGCCAGCCUCCUUCAGCACCUCCUCCAUCAUAUGCUAAAGUCAUCUCAGCUCCAGUGUCAGAUGCCACUCCUGAUUAUGCUGUAGUGACCUCUAUACCACCUACUUCCACACCCCCUACACCACCACUACGACACUCAGCGACACGUUUUGCAACCUCUUUAGGUUCAGCCUUCCACCCUGUUUUGCCCCAUUAUGCUACAGUUCCUCGUCCUCUGAACAAAAACUCUCGACCUUCUUCUCCUGUGAAUGCACCCCCUUCUCAGCCUCCAGCUACGAAGCCUUUUGCCUGGUCUGCUUCAAACUUUGCACCCCUCCCUCCAUCGCCUCCAGUUAUGAUUAGCAGCCCUCCAGGCAAAGCUACUGGUCCAAGGCCUGUUCUCCCUGUUUGUGUUUCUAAUCCGUUGCCCCAAAUGCCUCCGUCACCUACUGCACCCAAUGGGCUUCCUGAUUCUGUAACAUAUCCAGCACCUUCACCGUCUACCUCAGGUCCAGCAGCUCCACCUCCGCCACCACCACCUCCAGCACCUCCACUGCCUUCCCUUCCGCCACUGUCCCACUCUGGACCUCAAGCUUCUCCUCCUCCAAGCACCCCUAUUGCCUCAACUCCCUCAUCCAAGCCUAGUGUUCUCCCUUCUCCCUCUGCAGCUGCCCCUGCCUCUGUUGAGACUUCUCUAAACUCUGUGCUGGGAGACUCCUCUGCUUCUGAGCCAGCCUUGCAGGCAGCCUCUCAGCCGAUCGAAACUCCGACCCAGCAGGGUGUUGUCCUGGGACCACCUGCACCUCCUCCCCCUCCACCACUUCCGCCUGGUCCAGCCCAGACUUCAGGAGCACUCCCACCUCCUCCUGGUCCCCCACCCCCACCCCCACUUCCAUCUUCUGGGCCACCUCCUCCCCCGCCUCCACCACCCCUUCCUAAUCAAGUGCCCCUUCCUGUUCCUCUACCACCCCCUGCCCCUCCACUUCCUGCCUCAGGAUUUUCUGUGGCAUACAUAUCAGAAGACAAUCGCCCUUUAACUGGACUUGCAGCUGCAAUUGCUGGAGCCAAACUUAGGAAAGUUUCACGGAUUGAGGACUCCUCUAGUCCAAGUGGAGGAAGUGCCACUGGAGUGAAUUCGACUUCAGCUAAAACAGACACAGGUCGUGGAAAUGGACCACUUCCUUUAGGUGGUAGUGGCUUAAUGGAAGAAAUGAGCGCCCUGCUGGCCAGGAGAAGAAGAAUUGCUGAAAAGGGAUCAACAAUAGAAACAGAACCAAAAGAGGAUAAAACUGAAGAUGCAGAACCUUCAGCUUCUAAGACCUCUUCGACAAGCACACCUGAACCAACAAGAAAACCUUGGGAGAGAACUAAUACGAUGAAUGGCAGCAAGUCACCUGUUAUCUCCAGACCAAAAUCUACACCAUCUGCGCAACCCAGUGCCAAUGGAGUGCAGUCAGAAGGGCUAGACUAUAACAGGUUGAAGCAGGAUAUUUUAGAUGAAAUGAGAAAAGAAUUAACAAAACUAAAAGAAGAGCUCAUUGACGCAAUCAGACAGGAACUCAGCAAAUCAAAUACUGCAUAAAAAAAAGUAAAACUAAGGAUAAGACUUUGACCCGAAAACAUAAAGUAACUACAUUUUGUGGGCUGUUAGAAGAAAAUGGAAACAAACACUUGGAAUGAGGGAAAAUCAACAUAUUAUAAAAGCUGUCACACAUCUACAAUGACCUGCUAUUAUUUCCCUCCCAGUUUGCUGCUUUUUUCUGACCUUUACAACAGGAUGGAAAAGAGUCUAAGAAUUACUGUAAUGAUUAUGCAGAAAAUCCUAUACCUGUCAGGCAAGAUCACAGUGCAUUGAAAUAUUCUCAUGUCAAGAUAAAAUUGCACAUUUUUCAGAAUUCAUUGUUAAAACAAAGAGGAGAAAAGUUCAAGAAGGCUUUUCAGAGAGGUUUUCAGUGUUAAUGAAGGAUUUAGCAAGUUAUUUUGUUGUACUGCAAAUGUUUCUCAGGUUUUGUCUUCCUGUCACAUUUGAUAUUCCAUGAAUUAUUACAUGUAUAGGUUCAGAUCACAAAACAUGGAACAAGUGGAAAUGUAUGUGUUUAUGAGAAGGAGUUAUUUGUAAGAAAGUGACCUAAACAUUGACUUGUCCAGUUUGGGGAAUUCUAGAAUGAUAGGAAGCCUCUCUAGUUAGCCUUCAUGCAGUUUUGUAGAUUAAAAACAAAAAGUACAGUCCAAAAUUCAAAAAUGUAGAUGCCUUCCUAAAUUGUUAAAAUGCUUUACCAAAUCUACAUGAUACAAUCAGUGGUCAAAUGUUAAAAAUAGUAUGUUAUAGGUUUACUGUAGGUUUCCAAGCUUUUUUUAGAUUUAUGCAUGUGGACAUGUAACAACCACCACAAAAUUUGUUUUUUGUUUUUAUUACAUAAAUCAGUGCACAUCACAAACAUUAAGUAGUCUUUCCACACCCAGCCCCAGGAAAAAAAAAAUUAUUUGUGGGAGGAAAGGGGGGAAUUAUUUUUCAUUUAAAAUUAAUUAUUUUUCUGCAAUAUAUUUUUUCUCAGACAUUUUGUGCAUGAAUAAUAAUGAGGAAUAUUUUGUGACUUUAAUCAGUAACCAUGUUAAUAGAACAAAGUACUUAAUCUUUCUUUACAGUUACUUGUAUCUUAGGUAACUUCAUGGGUCUGAGUUUCACAUCAUCUAGCUUAUCCCUGUGGAACUCAAAAAGUUCGAUCACUGAAUUUGGGAAUCAUUACAUCCAUGUCCUUGCUACAGUAAUAAAGAGUACAAACAUCCAGGUACAUAUUCCUGGCUCUCUCUUUGAGGCUACUUUUGAAAUUUGCUUUGAUAAACUAACAAGGAAAAGAAUUGUGAUAAUACUAGGUUCACAGAAAUACUGGGGAUAGAGAAGAUAAUGAAGAAUUCUACAUCAUUUUCUUUAGGGAAUGAAGUGAGAUUUUACUGGUGGAAAGAAGAAACAAUUAUUCUGCGUCUGUGUCUGUGUGUGUGUGUGUGUGUGUGUUAAAUCCACCUUCUCUUUCUUGCCUUUUUAAUUUGAAGCUGGUAAGAUUAAGUGGGAAAAAGAUUCCUGUGAAUGGCUACCAAUAGAAAUAUAAUUCUUGGGAAGUUUUAGUAAGUCAAAUUCCACUAUACACAACCCCCCUGCACCCCUCGCACCACCAGCUCCUCACCUCCCACCCCUACGUCCUCCUGCCAUAUCUUGAUUUAUGCUAAGCAGUUUUAGUGCCACAUUUGUUUUCAGGUCUGUAGGGAUCAGAAAUUUUACUAGAAUUUGGAAAAAUACUCACAUUUUAAUUUGCCUUUUAGAUUCUUUGAGUCUCAGUUUAUAGGACAAAAAGCUUUUACAUAGCAUAUUCCCCUAUGGUUAACCAAAGUAGAUCCACAGCACUUACCACUUCAAGGAAGGUUGAUAAGGGAUGUUCACCCCUUUCCCCCCCACCCCCUUUAAAAUGUUUCUUGCUUCUGUAGAGAUUCCAUUUUAAAGACUAGACUGUGGUGGAACUUAUCAUAAUAGUAUACAGUUCUUCUUUCCAGUGACUGUUCAUUGUUCUGCAUGUGAUAGUGAAGGCAUUAAAGAUAAAAAGCAAGCUUUUAAAGUACUGUUCUCUGUAAAAAAGUAAUAGGAGGCAUUUCAUCUUUGUUCACAUAAUUUUUUUAAGCACACAUUUUAUCAUUGAGAUUGUUUACACCCCCACCAAUCUGAUCAGAAAUCAUGUUUGAUUUUGUUAGAAAAGUUCAAUAGCCUGGUGGAAUAGUAUAUUGGGUACAAGUAGUCCAAGAGACUAAAAUACUGAAUCCUGAAAGAAACUGGUUUAUGCACUAAACGUUUUGUGCCUUGGUCAAAAAUUAACAUGAUUUCUGUAUAAAAGAAAAAAAACACCCAAUGUUUAUUCAUGCUACUUUUCAUCUAUCUUUUAUGUUAUCCCAGGUUGCUGAAUUUGUUUUUUAAAGGAAAUUUGAUUGAAUUAAGGUUUACUGUAAACAUUUGCUGUCAUACUGACAGUUAUGUCAUUGCCAGAGAUUUCAGUAAUUAAAGUGAGACAUAGAAGCUAAGGUUAUUUUCCUUAUUGUUAAAAAUUAAUGUCCUUAAAACCAGAAUAUUACAGUUUUUGUGCUUUUGUAAAUUGGAUGUCUUAAGCUGAGUACAGUUUAGGGGAUCCUUUCUAAUUCCAGGAAGGUACUGCUUUCUCAACACUGUGAUCUGAUCUGUGACAAAUCUGUACUAUACACUCUGUAAAUGGCUAACAAGUCAAUCGCAAACAAACUGAAUGUACAAAUCUUAGUGCUGGUGCUGAAAUCUCUUCAGAAGAGUCAUCAUGAUUUAAAAGUUUGUUGUUUAAAAAAUUUUUUUCCACAUUAAGUGUCAAUCAAAACUGAAGAUGAAACACUAAUGAAUGUUGAAUUUUCAUGCUUUAGGUGUACCUCCUUUUUAGAUUUUAUUUUUCAAUUUGUUCUCUGCUAUUUUUACCAUACUGUGUCAUUUAAAUUUCCUACAUGCUAACUUUUCAUUUGUGCGAUUAAAAUAAAAUUGCAAUAUAUACAUGUUGCAAUCACUUGUUUGUGACCCUUAGAUAACCUGGAUUAAUCCAUUAAUUUUAAAAUAAGCUCCAGAGAAUGUGAAAUACCUUUGAAGUCCCAUGAUUUCACUAGUUGAUGGUUUAUGUGUUAUUGUCCCUACUCUUUGAAGGAAAAGUUUUAUAGUAAAUACCAAGAUUGUAAAUGAAGGGAAUAUUUAACAGUCAGAAAUGAAAUCUAACAACUGCUUUUGAAUCAGACAUGGAUGUCUGUACUUGUCUGGCCUUUUCUUCCAGUGUAUCUUGACACAGUGUUUUACUCAAACAGCCUAAAGAUUUGUGCAUAUAUACUAUUCAUUUUAAUUAAUCCUCAUUUUGUGCUAGUGUUUUUUGCUUGUGUAUAUUUUUAAACUUCUAAAACUCAGUUAUCACCACAAAUUUACAUUUUCAAGUUCAGAGGGAAAAAUUAGUUUCGUAGAAAGAACAUUGUUAAGUAAUAUUCUAGUGAAACCUGUAUGUAGAAAGUUUUUCCAUUUAAUAUGCUUUUUCUUUAAAAAUCCAACAUUAAUAUUUUUGCUUUCACUUUUUUCAGGCCUUUGGAGAGUGUCACUGUGGGGUUUCCUUGUUAUUUUUUAAUUUCUUCCAUUUGUACCUAAUGAACUCUGUUAGAAAUAUAAUUAUAGUAUUUGUACAUUUCUUUUUGUCAGACCCAUAUUUUUUGCUUCUUUAAUUUUGUUCACAUCCAUUUUUUACAGGAGGGAGAGUCUCUACAAUUCCAUUCUGACUAUGUGAGCUCAGUAGCAUUAGUAAUAACUGAAUCUGCUACCAUCCUAAAGAAUAAGGCUUAUUGACAAAUCAGUCUUGUCUUAAAUGUCUGCCUGUAUAGAUAAAUUGAAUCCAUAAACAAAAUAUCUUUCAGUUUCCAAAUGUGAGCAUAGAUAAAUUUACCAUCAAGCUUUAAAGCCUCCUAAAAAACAUUUUGUGCAAGAACUUGAGUAUAACUCCAAAAAUUAUAGUAUUUUGUAAGCAUAAAAAUUCUGGUUCUGAAAGCACAAUGUGCAGAGGCAUCAUACAAUAUCUCAGAAUCCCUUAAAUAGCCCUUAUUACUCCACUUUCUUAAAGACAUUUACUCAGCAACCAUUCACACAAUUGUUUCUGAAAAACUGAGAUCCCGUUUUUGUUUUUAAUAUAUGGACUUGUAUCUGCCCGUCUCACAGAACAUGGAAGGAAAUUUAAAGUUGAAUAAUUUCAUGGGUGGUUGACUCCAGACGUGAUUCUGGAAAUUCCCUUUAAAAAAAAAAGGUAGACGAAUUCUUGGAAGAAGAUGUUCGAUUGUCAAGACUAAGUUUAUCUGGAAUUUUUCCUUCAAGGUUGUAGAUUAAAAAUCCAGUGAACACAGUUACUUUCUCCUCUGUUGGCCACCCAAAGAAUUUAGAAAUGAAUGCUCUUUUAAGUUGGUGUUUUAAGGAUAUUCUUAGUCAUAUGAGUCUGAAUAAAUUGGACUGUGAUAGAAAAGCUGCUAUUUUCAUAACUUCUCAGGAAAGAUUGUUGAUUGACAUGAGCCAUAUACAAUGUUGGAGUUAUGCAGUAUAACUAUUCCAAGGUAGGAAAUCUGUAUUAUUGUGGGUUAAUUAGGAGAGUUAAAAUUACUGUUGUCGGUUUAUUCAACUGUGGAGUGACCCCUUUCUCUCUCUUCCCACAUUGAUUCUGUCAUUUUUGGUCAUCUGAGGAAUGUUUUGACUAUGUUAAUGAAUAAGAGUAAAAUUGGCAUCAUCUCACAUAUGUGAUAAGAAGAAGAAACAAAACCAGGACUAUAAAUCAAAUUCAGAAUUAAUAGAAAAGGCUCAAGUAAGCAUCCAAUUUAGUCAGAUUAUUUGAGCCAAAAGAGAUUAAAUUCUUUAUAAAUAUAAAUGUUAAGGGUCAAGCCAUGCAAGAAGAAAAUUUGGUUUCAUGAUAGAUAAGGUAGGUGAAACUAGUGGUGAUUCUAAUAUCAGUAAGGAUAUAAGUUGCUUACAAGUUAAUAUCUAUUUUUCCAAGCAUUUUCCAUGUUAAAAUAAUAAAGACCUUGAGAAAAUU